AUGACCGAAUCUCGUCAGACGACAUUACCUCCACACGCACCACCGACCGAAAGCACGAGGACCGGGGCUUACCAUCCAACGCUCCUCGAGAUACAAAAAGAUUCAAUAUCUGAAAUAGCUCGAAAAUGUUGGCAGGCAAAGGAUCCUGCUUCUAGGAUAUGGGAUCCAAAAAUUGUAGAAAAUAUUUAUCGCCAAGAGUUGGAAAAAAAUCGGUUUGAAACUAAAAAACUGAUGUUGCUGGAAUUCAGUCAGUAUCUGGAAAAGUACCUUUGGCCAAAUUUUAACGGAGAUGAUGAUUCCUUGGAGCAUGUAUUAUCUAUAGUGUUAAUGGUUAACGAAAAAUUUAGAGAACGAGUGGCUGCAUGGGAUAGCUUCGUGAACUUGCCUGAUCAGUUCCCAAAGUUCUUCAUGCGCGUUCUCCAUCUUAGCAUUUCAGAUGCUCUGACAUUACAAGUUAGAAAAUUUAUUCUCGUUUUCUUGAUUCAUGCAUUUCAAAGCUUAGAAAACCCGUUAUUAAGGAAAGAGUGCAUAAUUUUGGUUUCUCUUGUGACGUGGCAUUGUUUCGGAUCGAAAUCUUUACGAGAACAAGAAUUCACGUCUAACAAAAAUCUUAAAAAGCAAUGGAAAGCUUUCGAGAAAAGGUAUAAAAAUGCAGACGAGGUGCAUAAAGAACAACUGCGAUUUCAGAGAACCUGGAUUAGUAACUACAUGAAAGGAUUCGUGGAAGUCUUGUAUUCGAUGCCUGAGGUUGGAGAUGUGGAUCAGGAUAAAGUUGCAUACUGUGAACGUUUCUUGGAAUUCCUGAUCGACUUGGAAGCUCAACUUCCAACGAGAAG
Messenger RNA from Acaulospora morrowiae, 836 nucleotides. The record is from the annotation of a GenBank genome assembly. NCBI's taxonomy places the organism in Eukaryota, Fungi, Glomeromycota, Glomeromycetes, Diversisporales, Acaulosporaceae.